CUUCGUUUCAGUAUUGUAUUUUUGCUCGUUCAGUGCAGUCGUCGGGUGUGUGAUUAGAAAAAGUUCUGUUUGUGCGAGGCACCAGUUCCGGACAGAUUAGCAGCAGCCAUUUUUCCCUCCCAAAGAAGAGAGGUGUGCGUGUGUUUACCAGCAGAAAGAAGCGGAUUUCUGCCCCCAAAGCGAUAAACGAUUGUGAAGUCAACUUAGCCGGAAAGAGGAAUACUAUCUAGAUAGCGAAAAAUGGCUGGAGGAAAAGCUGGCAAGGAUUCCGGAAAGGCGAAAGCCAAAGCAGUUUCCCGCUCGGCGCGCGCUGGACUACAGUUCCCGGUGGGCAGAAUUCACCGACACCUGAAGAACCGCACGACCAGCCAUGGGCGCGUCGGUGCCACAGCGGCCGUAUAUUCCGCUGCCAUCCUAGAAUACCUGACAGCUGAGGUGCUCGAGUUGGCCGGCAACGCCUCCAAGGAUCUGAAGGUGAAGCGUAUCACGCCCCGUCACUUGCAGCUUGCCAUCCGCGGAGACGAAGAGUUGGACAGUCUGAUCAAGGCAACGAUCGCCGGCGGUGGUGUCAUUCCGCACAUCCACAAAUCGCUGAUUGGCAAAAAGGGCGGCCCCGAAUAACCACCUCCCCACCACCAUCAUCAAGAUUACUAAACACUAAAUAUACACAAAGCGAAAACGCGCGCCCCCCCUGCAAGCCAGACGUCUUAUAUACAAACACAAACACACACAUUUUCUGUAACAGUUUUUGCACAAGUAAGAAAUCGCGUCGACACAGCAACAGAGAGAAUCUAUAUCAUAGUAGAAAUAAUAACGUUUAAAUGAUACACAUUUAACAAUUGAACAGGACAUUCUCGUUUGUUGUCUAAUGUUUAGUAUCGUUAGUUCAAACCGCAGUUGUUUCUUCUUAAAUUCAAUUCUCGAACGGCGGUAUCCUACUUCCAAAGGGUAGUAUACGAUCUCCUUGCUUCACCAUCCUUGCUAUUAUAUUUUCCUCCUUCGCCUUUUUUUUCUCUUCUGUGUUGUGACACCCGGGGACGCGGAUAUGUGUGCGCGCGCGGAACAGCAAGCCGUUUAAGCAAAAUAUCGUCGUCGUGUUUAACUAAUUUUUAACGCAAAUUGAGAGAGAAAACUAAAAUGAGAGAAAAAUCUAAAAGAAACCCUAGAGAGUACAUAAGUUAAGUGCGUUUUUCUUAUUAUAUUUUCGAUGAAAAAUAAUAAAAUUUUACUAUUAAGAAAAGAAA
Messenger RNA from Aedes aegypti (yellow fever mosquito), 1244 nucleotides. It is a transcript of the gene His2Av, whose product is annotated as histone H2A.V. Bases 241 to 621 code for a protein of 126 amino acids. Gene Ontology annotation, cellular component: nucleosome. NCBI's taxonomy places the organism in Eukaryota, Metazoa, Arthropoda, Insecta, Diptera, Culicidae. The transcript is spliced from 4 exons. Gene Ontology annotation, molecular function: DNA binding; protein heterodimerization activity; structural constituent of chromatin. The record is from RefSeq and is a predicted model, not a curated record.